CCACUUCCGGACCGGGCGUGCGGCGGCCGCAGCUGUCAUGUUGCGCGCCCUGAAGCGCCUGGCCCCGCGGCCCGGGUGCCAGCCCUCGACCGUGCUGGUCCUACCCGCGCGCGGCCGCAAAACCCGCUACGACCCGCCUGCCAAGUCCAAGGUCGGGCGCGUGAAGAUGCCGCCCGCAGUGGACCCCGCGGAAUUCUUCGUGUUGACCGAGCGCUAUCGGCAGUACCGGCAGACCGUGAGCGCGCUCAGGCAAGAGUUCAUGUCGGAAGUGCGCAGGAAAGCGUACGAGGCCCGGUCCGGGGUCCUGGCUGAGCGCAAGGUGCAGGAGGCCGCCGCGGAGCACCGGGCGCUCAUGGCUUGGAACCAGGAGGAGAACCGGCGGCUGCAGCAGCUAAGGAUAGCUAGGUUGCAGCUGGAAGCACGGGACCAGGAGCUGCGACAGGCCGAGGACCAGGCCCAGCGGGCCCGGGAAAAACAGGCUUGGGUGCAACUGAAAGAACAAGAAGUGCUCCAGCUGCAGGAAGAGGCCAAAAACUUCAUCACCCGGGAAAACCUGGAGGCACGGAUAGAAGAAGCGCUGGACUCUCCCAAGAACUAUAACUGGGCCAUCACCAGAGAAGGGCAGGUGGUCAAGAACUGAGCACAGAGGCUCCUAGGGGCCCAGAGUAAGGACAGUGCUUGCCAAGGAGCCCUGUGUGCGUCCUAUGGCAGAUGGCUGAUCCUUUCCUAGAGCAGCCUCCAUUCACCCCAGGUUCUGCGCUCACUGCCUGACCAGAAGCUGUUCUGACAUUACAUACAAACUCCGGACAGCAUCAGACUCUGGGAAGUUCCUGUCACACGAAGGAUCAAGCUGGACUACAACCCCUCUAGCAGCCAAACUAUCUUCUGCGUCUCAUGGAGGAUUGUGAACCAAAUGGUUGCCACUUUUUUAAGUAAAGUUUUACUGGAACCCGG
Messenger RNA from Myodes glareolus (Bank vole), 954 nucleotides. RefSeq names its product mitochondrial ribosomal protein S26 (gene Mrps26). Lineage: Eukaryota; Metazoa; Chordata; Mammalia; Rodentia; Cricetidae. Gene Ontology annotation, cellular component: mitochondrial small ribosomal subunit. The record is from RefSeq and is a predicted model, not a curated record.